AAUACAAACAAUUCUAUGGCUUUCACAUAAUGCAAACUAAUUUCUCUCCGGAUUACAUCAAGACAGCAUGUGCUGUAUUCAAAAACAUCAAAAAAGCAAAGAGACCACUGAACACACAGCUUGCUGCCUUCCUGUCCCUGCUGAAUGCCUACGUACCAGGCUCAUACCUCCUGGAGUCUCAGUGCCUGGACUUCCUCAAAAGUAAAGACCCUAGUCAUGAAGACCUUUCACUGGAAGACAGAAUGAAGCCCUUCAGCGAUCUCAUUAUCACCUUCCAACAAGAUAUGAGAAGUGAAAGAAAAGUCUGCAUGGUUCACCCUAUGAUAGCACAGUGUUGUACUGAAAUAAUGGCUGAGGCAGGUGUGACCAGAAGUGACACAGCAAGAAACUUCUUAACCUGUUUUUGCAGAGAUGAUGUUCCUCCAUGUUUGCAUGGUUUUAUCAAAGACAUGCUAACCAAAAGAGAAAUGAUACACUGGGUCAAGUCCAUAAGAACCAUCUGAAGAGCAAAGAGUCUCCUGCUAAGCCAAGAGAAAUCUUGCAACUGGCCACAAAGGCAAUUGAAGCUUUCAAAGAAGAAGAACAACUUGCUGAAAAUGAACUAGACACAGACAUGAAAGAAGAUGGCAAGACCAAAGUCUCGCAUAUUUUUAACACCAGAGGGCAGUUUGGUUACCUGCAGGUUUGCAACCUUGUGUAUGACCUACUUGUCAGUCAGAAUGAAACCUGGAGAAGAGUUCUCACAAAGAAUGUGUCCAUGGGCUCUGUCCUGGAAUUACUUGGAGACAACAAACUCUUCAGAUUUAAUGAUCUAAUAAACAGCCUCAGAGAUGAAGUUGAGGAAAAAUGUGACUUUUUUGAUACCUAUUUAACCUACUCAGAGUCUGUCAUUAAAAAAGAUGACGCAUCAUACGUAGCUAAAGAGACCUCAGAAUGCUACAAAAAGUAUGUCGGAGACUCAGCACCCAAACACAAAGAGAAAUCUGAUGAAACAAUCCAGAAGCUCAAACAAAAACUGGCUGCCACUUCUGCUGGAGUACUCUCAUGUCUUGACAGACAAUACCCUGUGUCUGAACUUCAAAAGAUUGCUACAUGGUGGAAAGAAAUCUGUGUAAGCCAAGAUUCCACUAGACACGCCUUAGCCAACUACAUCCUCUCUAACAUCAUGCUGAUAAAUAAGAAUGAGACUCCAUCCUGUUCUGACUAUCAUAAUGCAUUUAGACAGAAAAUGCCAUUGAGCCGGAGAGAUGCACCUGAGCUUCACAUGUUAGCUCUGCUAAUAUGUUGGCCUACAGAUGAAGACAAAUGUGUCUCUAACCUCAGUGAAUUAAUUACAAAACUUCAGCGCUCAUAUGAACAUGAAUAUAAGACACUCUUUCGAUCAAGGUACCUUCGCCCUCUGUUUUUUAUCGGAAAAGGUAGAGGCCUGAGCAGAAAUGUUCACAGAUGGAUCCUUGAGACCUUGUGGACUAAGGAUGUACUACGAAACUCAACCACUAACUGGAGGAAUGAGAAUAUUUUUAAAGAUCCCUUAGUCCAAGAACGCCUUCUAAAAGUUGAAGGAGUGGUGCGAAACUACAGAUUGUAUGCAACUUUUGGAGGCAUGGAGAUUGAGUUGGAUGUGAUCCAAAGAGACAGCCUGUGGAAGUCAGGUCAAGUUUCCUUUUACCUUGGAUUUACCAUCAGCGGCCCUGUAGCUUUUAGCAUUCAGACGACAACUACCACAGAGGGGCCUUCGGAAAAGUUUGAUCUUGGAGCUUUGGGUGGUAAGGACUCCAGUAAUUGGAUUGUACUUGAACCAGAAGUCAAAAGAGUGGAUGAGGUUAAAACCUACAGUCUACAGUCUGAAGCAGGUCGUUAUGAAUGCAGAGUGUCUGCCUUGCGCUGGGCUUGUAAGGAAGAGGUCAGCAUCAGAUACCAGUUUUGCUCAUGGGAGGAAAACAUCAGGAAGCCUGUAUGCAUGGAUUACAUACCAGCAGGACCCCUACUGGACAUCACAGUCACAGAAGGAACGGUAGAGGACAUGUAUCUGCCACACUGGAUAGAUUAUGACUCUACAAUGUCAGACAUGUUUGCAGUUCUACAUGUGGAUACAUGUGGAGAUUUUGUGGAACAAGUAUCUGAAGUCACAUCAUCCCACGUUAAGUUACGCCAGCCAAUUUUCCAUCAUGAUCCAGGGGUCAUGAUCCGGCAGAAACUGGGCAUCCCAGUAAAACUUUACCAUGAUGCGUUAAUAUUCAAACAGACAAAAAAGGAAUUCCUCACAUUGCAUGUAUACCUGGUCCCACCCGAUGAGAAUAAACAAGAGAAAGUGAAGAAGAACGAGGACUCUUAUGGAUCAGUUUUAAUCCCGAAACCAGGCCCAAAAAAGUCUCUUCAAAUACAAGAUAAUUUCUUCCUCACAACAGACGUGGACACUAGUGAAAUAAGCCCGACUGGAUUAAAGCUCAGAUAUGAGAGGAGAGAUUACUUUGAGGUGUUCAUCAGAAAUGCAGAGAGCGACUUCAGACUAAAACUUGAAAGUAAACAAAAAAAAUAUAUUCAAGAGGACGCUGUCUGGAUCUGCACUAUCAGAAAAGGGGACUACCAAAAUUCAAGCACUGAUCUUGAACAAGCCCCAGAUAAGCAUUUUGUGGUUCGCCAUCGGAUAGCUCUGAUUAAAAGAGUGAGCGCCACAAAUGACAUUCUGGAUAAGCUCUUGGAUAAAGAAUUGAUCACACAUGAGAACUAUGAUGCUGUGAGAGCUUUAUCAACCACACAAGACCAAAUGAGGGAGAUUUUGAGGUUUGUGAAUUCAGCCGGCACAAGAGGCAAAGAUGCUCUCUAUGAAAUCCUUAAAGGGAUGAGGAGUAUGAGGCCUCUCAUCCUUGAGCUUGAAAAGUCUGAAAAAGGGAGCAAAACUUAAAAAGAAGUGCUGUAGCUUUGGACACUAAGAGAACAUCUGACAUUGAGAUAACAAAAACCAAAGUACUUGACAACACGACUGUAUAUUCUGACAAUAUUUUGGUUAAACUAUAACUUCAGAGAAAGAGGUUUUAUUGAAUAUAAAAAUGUCGUCUAAGCAGCAUUAAAGAUUUGGACAUUUUGAAAAGAUGUCCCUUUGGACUUUGACUACAGCUUUGGAUGCAAUAAUGUACAUUUUCUACUGGAUUGUUCAUUGGACUUUUACCACUUUUAUACUUUUUUUUACUACAAAGUUGUUAGGAGUUGAAAGGGGAGAGGAAGAUGCUGGACAAAAUGUUAUCCAGUUAAUAUUUAGCAUCCUUAAUGUACUGGUCAAAUUGUUACUUUUUAGUAAUGGAUUUAUUCAUGUCUGCUGUGAAAAGGAAUCCAUCAGACACCUCAGAUGAAAAGAGAGACUUUAUUAAGGAAACUA
This is a messenger RNA of Morone saxatilis (striped sea-bass), 3376 nucleotides long. Its product is annotated as sterile alpha motif domain-containing protein 9. Gene Ontology annotation, cellular component: cytoplasm. The record is from RefSeq and is a predicted model, not a curated record. NCBI's taxonomy places the organism in Eukaryota, Metazoa, Chordata, Actinopteri, Moronidae. Gene Ontology annotation, biological process: innate immune response; regulation of apoptotic process; inflammatory response.